CCGUUUUCUUUCUGGUUCUGUAGCCUUAAUCUUGUUCUUAGCCCAAACAACUCAACCUUAUCCAACCAAAAUCCCCACAAAAGCUAAGUCCUAACAACUCCCACGCCUUGUUACAUAUAUAUAUAUGGAUCUAUGGACCAUCAUCUUUCACUCACUAUCUCCCUAUCUUUCUCAUGGAGUCCCAUUCCUUAAUCAUUGCUUUCACCACUUUCCUUGCACUCUCACUGACUCCUUGGCCUGCCCUCGCCAAAGACCCUUGUAAUUUCCCGGCGGUGUUCAACUUCGGCGACUCCAAUUCUGACACUGGUGGCUUAUCUGCUGUCUUUGGCCAAGCCCCACCGCCCAAUGGCAGAUCCUAUUUCCCUGGCCCUGCCGGCCGCUACUCGGAUGGCCGCCUUAUCGUCGAUUUCAUAGCGGAAAGCUUUGGGUUGCCACAUUUAAGCGCAUAUCUUGAUGCAUUGGGAGCGAAUUUCAGUCACGGAGCGAACUUCGCGACAGCCGGUUCAACCAUUAGACUCCAAAACAGAACUCUUCAGCAGAGUGGAUUCAGCCCUAUAUCUCUUAAUGUUCAGUACAACGAAUUCUAUGACUUCCGACGUAGAUCUCAAACUCUUCGAAAUGGACUGGGUGGAAUCUUUAAGCAAUUAUUGCCAAAGGAAGAGAGUUUCAGUCGGGCCCUUUACACAUUCGAUAUUGGGCAAAACGAUUUGACGAGUGGUUAUUUUGCCAACAUGACUCUCCACCAAGUUAAACUCUAUGUUCCUGAUGUUCUUCACCAAUUCUCCGAGAUCGUCAAGUGGGUGCACAGUCAAGGGGGAAGAUUCUUCUGGAUCCAUAACACGGGGCCAGUGGGGUGCCUUCCCUAUGUACUGGACCGCGAGCACGUUCCAGCGUCAGACUACGACCAGUAUGGGUGCGCCACUCCUUUCAAUGACUUGGCUCAAUAUUUCAACCGUGGCCUCAAACAAGCCGUCGUGGAACUUCGCAAAGCUUUGCCCGACUCUGCCAUUACCUAUGUUGAUGUUUACUCUCUCAAAUACGCUCUCGUUUCCCAACACAAGAAAUAUGGGUUUGAGUAUCCAUUGAGAACAUGCUGUGGACAUGGUGGAAAGUACAACUUCAAUGUGAAUCUUGGUUGUGGAGGAAAGAAGGAGAUAAAUGGGAAAGAAGUUUUGAUUGGAAAAUCAUGCAAAAACCCAGAGGUUUAUGUGAAUUGGGAUGGUGUUCAUUACACUCAAGCAGCUAACAAAUGGAUCUUUAAUCAAAUUAAAGAUGGUUCUUAUUCAGAUCCACCUAUCCCUUUGAACAAGGCUUGUCACAAAACUUAAUCUUAAAACUUCAUAUUUAAUUAAUCCUACUCUAUAUUAACUAUUACCCACCCAUCCACUGCACUGCACCCCUUUCUUUUCAUCUUCUGAAUUUUUGGUGUUGGUUCCAUAAUUAUUAUAUCAAUAUCAUCUCAACCCUAACAUUUGACAUCA
This is a messenger RNA of Cucumis sativus (cucumber), 1481 nucleotides long. Its product is annotated as GDSL esterase/lipase At3g26430. The record is from RefSeq and is a predicted model, not a curated record. Gene Ontology annotation, molecular function: hydrolase activity, acting on ester bonds. Lineage: Eukaryota; Viridiplantae; Streptophyta; Magnoliopsida; Cucurbitales; Cucurbitaceae. Bases 174 to 1328 code for a protein of 384 amino acids. The transcript has 5 exons.